AUGGAUCUUUCCCCGGAAGAGCUUCAAUUUCUCAACAAAAGAGGAAUCUUGCAUGAAUCAACAUCGAUCCCCAAGUAUUCCCCAAAAACCUUCUACCUCAUAACCCUAACCCUAAUAUUCCCUCUCUCCUUUGCAAUCCUAGCACAUUCCCUCUUCACACAACCAAUCUUAGAUCAGAUCGACACUUAUCCACGAGCCGAUCAAGCUCAAACACAACACGAAUGGACCAUUCUCCUCGUUUUCCAAUUCUCCUAUUUCAUCUUUCUCUUUGCCUUCUCUCUUCUUUCCACAGCUGCCGUAGUCUUCACCGUUGCUUCUCUCUAUACGGGAAAGCCAGUUUCUUUCUCGUCCACGUUUUCAGCGAUACCUCUCGUCCUCAAAAGAUUGUUCAUCACUUUUCUCUGGGUCUCUCUCUUGAUGCUAGCGUACAACACCGUGUUCUUGAUCUUCUUGGUCACGUUGAUCGUAGCUGUUGAUUUACAGAAGGUAGCUUUAGCUGUGUUUUCGUUGGUAUUGAUCUUUGUUAUGUUCUUAGGCGUUCAUGUUUAUAUGACGGCUCUGUGGCAUUUAGCUAGCGUAGUUUCUGUUCUUGAACCGGUUUAUGGUCUCGCUGCGAUGAAGAAGAGCUAUGAGUUGCUUAAAGGAAAGACUAUUAUGGCUUGUUCGAUGGUUUUCAUCUAUCUUGUUCAUUGUGGAUUUAUUGCUGGAGUUUUUGGAGCAGUGGUGGUUCGUGGUGGAGAAGAUUACGGGAUUUUCGCUAGACUUGUCGCUGGUGGGGUCUUGGUUGGUGUUCUUGUGAUAGUGAAUCUAAUUGGAUUGCUUGUGCAAAGUGUGUUUUACUAUGUUUGCAAGAGUUUUCAUCAUCAGGAGAUUGAUAAAUCCGCUUUGCAUGAUCAUCUUGGUGGAUAUCUUGGUGAAUACGUGCCUCUUAAGAGUAACAUUCAAAUGGAGAACUUUGAAGUUUGA
This is a messenger RNA of Capsella rubella, 966 nucleotides long. RefSeq lists its product as uncharacterized. The record is from RefSeq and is a predicted model, not a curated record. Bases 1 to 966 code for a protein of 321 amino acids. The transcript has a single exon. Lineage: Eukaryota; Viridiplantae; Streptophyta; Magnoliopsida; Brassicales; Brassicaceae.